This is a messenger RNA of Gorilla gorilla gorilla (western lowland gorilla), 954 nucleotides long. Its product is annotated as olfactory receptor 10A2. The transcript has a single exon. The record is from RefSeq and is a predicted model, not a curated record. Gene Ontology annotation, cellular component: membrane. Bases 1 to 954 code for a protein of 317 amino acids. Gene Ontology annotation, molecular function: olfactory receptor activity; G protein-coupled receptor activity. Gene Ontology annotation, biological process: G protein-coupled receptor signaling pathway. Lineage: Eukaryota; Metazoa; Chordata; Mammalia; Primates; Hominidae.
AUGGCUACAGGAAACUGGACAAGAAUAAGUGAGUUUAUCCUCAUGAGCUUCUCUUCCCUACCUACUGAAAUACAGUCAUUGCUCUUCCUGACAUUUCUAACCAUCUACCUGGUCACCCUGAUGGGAAACUGCCUCAUCAUUCUGGUUACCCUAGCUGACCCCAUGCUACACAGCCCCAUGUACUUCUUCCUCAGAAACUUAUCUUUCCUGGAGAUUGGCUUCAACCUAGUCAUUGUGCCCAAAAUGCUGGGGACCCUGCUUGCCCAGGACACAACCAUCUCCUUCCUUGGCUGUGCCACUCAGAUGUAUUUCUUCUUCUUCUUUGGAGUGGCUGAAUGCUUCCUCCUGGCUACCAUGGCAUAUGACCGCUAUGUGGCCAUCUGCAGUCCCUUGCACUACCCAGUCAUCAUGAACCAAAGGACUCGUGCCAAACUGGCUGCUGCCUCCUGGUUCCCAGGCUUUCCUGUAGCUACUGUGCAGACCACAUGGCUCUUCAGUUUUCCAUUCUGUGGCACCAACAAGGUGAACCACUUCUUCUGUGACAGCCCACCUGUGCUGAGGCUGGUCUGUGCAGACACAGCACUGUUCGAGAUCUACGCCAUCAUCGGAACCAUUCUGGUGGUCAUGAUCCCCUGCUUGCUGAUCUCGUGUUCCUAUACUCGCAUUGCUGCUGCCAUCCUCAAGAUCCCAUCAGCUAAAGGGAAGAAUAAAGCCUUUUCUACAUGUUCCUCACACCUCCUUGUUGUCUCUCUUUUCUAUAUAUCAUUAAGCCUCACAUAUUUUCGGCCUAAAUCAAAUAAUUCUCCUGAGGGCAAGAAGCUGCUAUCAUUGUCCUACACUGUUAUGACUCCCAUGUUGAACCCCAUUAUCUACAGCCUGAGAAAUAAUGAGGUGAAGAAUGCCCUCAGCAGGACGGUCUCUAAGGCCCUAGCCCUCAGAAACUGUAUCCCAUAG